CAUCCAUUUUUGUUCUGCUUAGUUCCUUUUUAAAUUAAUUUUGCAAUGAAAAGUUUCUAACUGUUUAUUUCAUAAACAAUUUUAUACAAAUCUAUGAUUAUAUUUAGUGCUAGCUUGAAAUAUAUAUUUUUAAUAGUAACCCGUAAACACAUUAGUAGAAACGAUAAUUAUGGAUACGGCUUGGUGACACUCUCGCCUAAUGAGCAACAGCAAUUCCGCUGUUCCACAACAUAACAACAUACAUAUACAAUCAUUUUUCGCAAAUCGCGCAAUGUACAACAAUUGAAAAUAAAACAUUAACAUGGAUCCAAAUAACUUUGCCUACGAACAUUAUGGUAUAUUAGUUCAAAAUGAUGACGAUGAAUUACCUAAAUCCACUUUAAAUGUACAAAAUCUCAGUAAUGUUUUAGGUACAGAAGACAUUGGACAUAGCAGCGAUUUGGUACUUGUUUCACAGCAUGAUUCCUUUGGGCCAACGGAUUUGCAAAAUAAUAGCUUACAUUUUGAUGGGAAAUCGUUAUUGAAGACGCCAGCGAAAAUGGAAGGAAAACCAAAUAUGGAGUCGGCAAUAACAAAGGAUUUUAAAGAAAGUGUUUCACAAGAUUUGGUUAAUUGUAUGCAACAAUUAAGGCAAGAUCGAACAAAUGCUGAACCAGAAUUGAUGAUGGACAGAAAAAAUAUGGCACUGAUGUCGGGAAGUGGCAAGUCGCGGCGAUGGGAACAAAAAUUAGUUCAAAUUAAGACAAUGGAGGGUGAAUUCAGUGUAACUAUGUGGGCAUCUGGUACAUCGGAUGAUGAGUAUUCGUGUUCGGAUCAAAAUGCUGAUGAGAUUGACUAUCUACAUGGCAAUGACAAUGCGCUGAAUUCCGAACAGACGAAAAAGAAUGAAUCAGUAUUACAAAAACAGCAACAAUUGUUUUUUCAACAGCAGCAAGAGCAAUUUCUACAACUACAGCCUCAAUUAAUUGUGCCAAUGAAUGGGACAACAGCAGAAACACCAGCAGAAGCCGAUAAAUGUAAUAUUAAUUCGAAAAGAAAUCUAAAUUGUGACACACAAAUAUCAUCGUAUGUAGCCAUAUCGCAGGGAUGUCGCCUAAUCAAUGAUGAAACGUUAUUAGCCAUAAAGAAUCAAUCAUUAAUGUCAAACGAUGAUUGUGAGAUAAAUAACGUUGUAACUAAUACAGCACCAUCAGUAACUUUUGCAUCAGGUGCAGUAGGAGCAGUAGGAGCAGUGGCAGCAGCAGCAGCAGUAGGAACAGAAACAGGAACAGCAGCCGCCGCGCUACCGUUAGCAACAGAAUUAGCUGAGUUAGCGGAUACCGCAGACUUUUCACAAUUUGGCAAUGAUAAAAAGAUUGCCUGUCCACAUAAGGGCUGUCAUAAAUACUUUCGCGAUUCGUCCGCAAUGCGUAAGCAUUUGCAUACACACGGCCCACGCGUUCAUGUGUGCGCUGAAUGUGGCAAGGCAUUUGUGGAAAGCUCCAAAUUGAAGAGGCAUCAAUUAGUGCACACGGGCGAAAAACCAUUUCAAUGUACAUUUGAAGGUUGCGGCAAACGUUUUUCAUUAGAUUUUAAUUUAAGGACGCAUGUGAGAAUUCAUACUGGAGAUAGACCUUUUGUGUGCCCGUUCGAUGCAUGCAAUAAAAAGUUUGCUCAGUCUACAAAUUUAAAAUCACAUAUUUUAACACAUGCAAAAGCCAAGAGAAAUACAGCCAAUCCGCGUCAAAACAUUUGCCCCAGCAACGAACCACUAAGCCCCAGUGGGGAAAGUUCUACAAAUUUAAUAAAAGUGGAAUUGCGUGAUACAACUAUGUCAGAAACCCAUACCCCAUUUGUAAUGUAUGCCGACUAAAAUAUUAGUGUGUAUAUUUUAAACAUAAAACUCAAAAUC
Molecule: messenger RNA, 1891 nt
Organism: Drosophila hydei
Lineage: Eukaryota; Metazoa; Arthropoda; Insecta; Diptera; Drosophilidae
Product: polycomb protein PHO
Exons: 7
Coding region: 302-1852 (516 amino acids)
Biological process (GO): regulation of transcription by RNA polymerase II
Cellular component (GO): PcG protein complex; transcription regulator complex
Molecular function (GO): DNA-binding transcription factor activity, RNA polymerase II-specific; RNA polymerase II cis-regulatory region sequence-specific DNA binding
Source: RefSeq, a predicted model, not a curated record